Molecule: messenger RNA, 2715 nt
Organism: Oenanthe melanoleuca
Lineage: Eukaryota; Metazoa; Chordata; Aves; Passeriformes; Muscicapidae
Gene: MAP3K7CL
Product: MAP3K7 C-terminal like
Exons: 7
Coding region: 613-1095 (160 amino acids)
Cellular component (GO): cytosol; nucleus
Source: RefSeq, a predicted model, not a curated record
GCUGAAAACAUUCCUGUCCUAUGAAGCAAGUCUGUUUGUAUUUCAGGUUUGCCAGGACUAAUGAAUUAAAAAUCUUGGGCUCACUACAGUUUUCUGCUUAAUAAUGCCUGUGACAGAAGGAUUUUUUCCUCCCUGAAGUGUGACAGCAUCAUAAUCCCUCAUCCCUGGCAAGGAGAGGAAGGAAAAGCAGAAUUGUGGAGAAAAGUGGAAAAGGGUUAUCUUUUGGGACAGCAAAGCCUAUGGGAAGUGCAGGUAGCAGCAUGUUGCCCUGACAGCUGUCUCAGCUUCUCAGACCUUGUCAGUUUGUUGCUAUGCAGCAGGUGCAGCCUUUUCUUUUAUUGAAGCUUUACUCCAUAAAGGCAACGACAAGCCAAGGCAGUGGCUGGCCCUGGAUUAUACAAGUGCAGACACUCCGCUAAGUGAGGGUUUCAUCACAAUAAAACCAGUUUUUGGAAUUGAUGGUCUCAGAAGAAAGGCGGAGGACUGAGUAAGGUCCCGACCCAGGAGCCAAAUCCAUGCAGACAGACCCCAACACUUGCACAGGCUUCCACUGAAGAAUCACCACCAAGAACCAGGCAGCAUUGCCACGAGUCAAGGCUUGCUGAAGGGGCAAUGGCGGGGAGCAAGCAGCUGGAACAAACAAGUAAAAACAUUGACUCAAGUGCCCACAUGAUCACCACCGCCAGGGUACCUGCUGAUAAGCAAGUACGAAUUGCCUUCAGCCUUAAUGAUUCCCCAGAUGAUGCUUCCCCUGAAAACUUCUCUUUGGCAUUUCCAGAACUAGAUCAGCAGCUGCAGCCUCUGCCUCCUUGUCAUGACUCUAAGGAAUCUAUGCAGGUGUAUAAACAGCACUGCAAAAUAGCAGAAGAGUACCAUGAGGUCAAGAAAGAAAUUGCCCUGCUGGAAGAAAGAAAAAAGGAGCUGAUUGCCAGACUGGAACAAGUGGAGAAAGAAAGCAUGGAUGCUGCUCAGCUGGCUAAGGAGUAUGCAGAACUGACAGAGGAGAACCGAACACUGAAGCUGGCCCAGACACAGUGCGUGGAGCAACUGGAAAAGCUCAGGAUACAGUACCAAAAAAGACAGGGCUCCUCAUAACUCCCAGCUGGCAUCAUGCAGGGUUGGUCCUGUGCUGGAAAGAUAUUUUAAAAUAAAAAUCUGUUUAAUAUGUUACAACACUUUACUACAGAUACAGAGUAUGUAGAAGUCUAUAUUUGAUCUAAUGCUUGCCUCCCAGUAGCUUAAUAUAAUGGAUAUUUCAUCUGUUAUAUAAUGGAUGUUUUAUUUCAAGUAAUGUAAUUGAAGUUAAUCUAUCCCAUUAUAUGUUCUAGUGGAUCAGGUUUCUUUUCUAAACAUAUUUCUUCCAAUUUAAGAAGAUAUGGACACACUAGAAAAUUAUAUAAAUAGUCUCUGUGUUGGAAAUUUGGAUCAUACUGAGGCAUAAGGCAGGGACAAUGUUAAUAUAUGGAAUAAAUGUAUGUUAAUUUUAGUUUGGUGAAUUCUUUUUAAAUUAUUUUCCUCGUGCCUAAAGUGUUUGGAAGUUAUCUUGAAGCAGAUCUCCUCACUAGUAAAAACUAUACUUCAUGUCAUCGUCACACUGUUGUAUGAAAUUUGCAAAAUUGCACAUUAAAAAUUGAAGUAGCAAAAUCUUUUUUUUACCAAAAGGUGCACUGCCAAUGAUAAUUUGCAAGUUAUAAAAUUAAAAGGAAACUGAUGAGAUCAAACUUUCCUUCCUCAAGUGUAAAGAUUACUUGAGUGUCAUUUUUUUGUACUUUUUGGCAUGCAAGAAAUGAAAAAUUAAUGUAAGAAUCAUAGUUUCAUCAUAGUUUCAACUGAGACUAUGUCAGUAAAAUUAUUGUGAGGUUCUUUUGUUCUUAUUUUCUGGUCUACUUUGAAACAGAAAUGGCUGUAAGUAGGGACAGGAGUUCCUGUGGUACACAAAUAACUGGGAAGAAAAAUGUCAGUUUUACUUGUUCUAUUUAUCCCUAUAUUUUCUUAGAUCAGCUUAAAGAUCUUCGUUAUACUUCCAUUUCUAUUCAUACAGCAGUUUUUUUCAUUAAAAGUGGAUGUAGAAAAGUUGUUUUAUGUUCUGAACGUUCUCAAAUCACCUUGUAUUUUAAACUCUGCUUGACAGAUGCAGCUUGUUACAUCUUGAGCUGGGAAUUCAACUUAAUGUGUUAUUAAUACUGAAAUGUGUCUUACAAAUUGAAAACUAUGAACUUAAGAUUUGCACCAGGACUUUAGCUUUGAUCAUUAUCAUUAAUCUAUCAUGAAAAUGGAAUUUCAUGUUAAUCAGAAUAAUUCCUGGCAGCAAAGGGGACGAAAAAUUAAUUACAAGCUGCCUGUAAUUUUUCUGUGCUGAUUGCCUACAGUGUUCCCUGCAGCACAGGUGUGGAAACUGGCUCUGUGUUACUCCAAGCAACUGGCACUGCAGCAGGAGAGUGUGAAGAGGGAGCAGGAAAGGAUAACCUUGUUCCCACAUCUCCUCCUGAGCCACCAGGGCAGCAUCAGCAUCAGCAUCCAAACCUAGCACUGCUUCCUGCUGUACCUGGGAAAUCACCACUCUUGAGGCAUGGCUUCCUGAUGGGAUGCGCCCUGAGCAAUGUAACACUGGGUUUAUUCCUCUUAUUAUCUGAGGAUCCAAUUUUCACUGUACCUUGUGGAAGUUGAGGAGGGAAAAAAAAAACAUAGCUAAUAAAAACCACUUGGAAUACUGGG